AUGGCAGGUGAGGCAGACCAUGGACCUCUGGGCACUUUUAAGUGUCAGCUCUGCGCCCUGACGGCACCCUACAGCUAUGUGGGCCAGAAGCCCCCUGAUACUCAGUCUGUCGUCCUUCUGGAGGAGAGCUACGUCAUGAAGGACCCCUUCAGCCCCGACAAGCAGCAUUUCCUGAUCCUGGGCUCAAGAUGCAGCGCCUGUGGCCGGCUGGUGUGCGUGAGUCCGGACUGUAGCCUGUUCUACUGCAAGCGCUUCUGCCUCCCAUGUGUCCGCGAGCACCUCAGCGCCUUCCCAGAGGAAAUCCGGCAGGACCUGGAGAAAAGGAAAGCCCCCGCCAAUAAGCCGCCCAGUCGACCUGGGACCUGACCGGGAGGGCUUGGUCCAACACCUGGCCCUACCCUGCCUGAAUUCUGGGGUCAGGCAGGGGCGUGGAGGCCCGAACCAGCCGAGGGGGGCUCUGGUGUUCCCUAUGGCAAGCGGUGCUUGGAGCCCACAGUCCCAGGACCCACCGAGAGGAGAGUGACUUGGCCCCGGGAACCAAAACCAGUGUGCAGACUUGGGGAGAAGACAGGUUUGCUGCAGGGGAUUCCCUGGAGGGCUGGAGUCAGGGCAGAGGGAGGUGCUGCAGGGGUGCUAGGGGCGAAGGAGCAUCUGCAGAUGCUGUGGAGUGUCUGGCUAGACCUCAUUGCACUUAU
This is a messenger RNA of Suncus etruscus (white-toothed pygmy shrew), 695 nucleotides long. RefSeq names its product cysteine rich DPF motif domain containing 1 (gene CDPF1). The transcript has 3 exons. Lineage: Eukaryota; Metazoa; Chordata; Mammalia; Eulipotyphla; Soricidae. Bases 1 to 366 code for a protein of 121 amino acids. The record is from RefSeq and is a predicted model, not a curated record.